UAAACAGGAAGGAAACAAGGAGCCAAGUGGGAGGAAAUAUUAAUCAGAUGCAAUAUAAACAGUGGGAGAUGUAUGUCCCCACACAGUUGAACCCGAAGGCUGAAUCGGGAACUAACCAAGACAAUUGAAAACAUGAUGGAGAAGAAUGCCUACGCCAUGGCCACUCUGGGCCUCGACACCAAAAAUGCCCUUCAACCCAAGCGGGAUUGUGGCUUCUACAUGAAGUAUUUCUUCCUCUUCCUCUCCCUCAUCCAGUUCCUUAUCAUUUUGGGAUUGGUACUUUUCAUGAUCUACAGCAACCCCCGGGAAGCCACCGAGAAACACCUCAAGGGCUUGACGAACCAGCUGCAGGACAGUGAGAAGAAGAUCAAAGCCCUCAACGAAGAGAUUGGCAAAUUCAAGCGCCAUCUUAAUGCCACGGAGAAGGAAGCUCGUCUGGUACAGACCCAAAUGGCCAGGCUGAACGCCACCUUGAGGCUUUGCAACAAUGAAAAGGUAACAAUGAAGGAACAACAGAUCAGCAAUGCAGCAGCUCUUGCAGCGGCAAAUGAAAAUAAAUUCAAUUUGCGUUAUUUGAAUAUUAGUUGCAUUGCACAGGUGACCAGGCUGCAAAAGGAGCUGAUGGGCUUGGAGCUGAAUAGCAAGAUGGAGAGAGAAAAGUUAAGCCAGGACAACAAGUCUUGGCAAAAGAAAGCCGAGGACACAGAGAAAGAGAAGAACGAAUGCCUGCUAGACAAACUCCAGCUGCAAACACGGGAACAGAAGUACCAGGAGUUGAAGUCCGCCGUGAUCCAAGAGUUAGAACCUGUCCUUAAGAACUUGAAAGCUUCCACGGAGCAGUUUUUGACUUCCUACGAGAUCCGUGGCUGUUACCGCCUUGAGAUUGAAAACACCUUCCGCUCUAUCUUCAGAAAUCUGCAGACCCAUCUUGAUACAGUGGCACAAGAACUUGACCAGAAGGCCAACGAGGUGACUCGAGAGAAUGCCCUGUUGCAAACCCAGAAGGCUGCUUGUCAACAACAUCUGCAGGAACGGGACCAGCAGCUCAGCCUCCAGCAGCAGCAGUUUAACUUGGAGAAGCAGAUCCUCCAAGAAACCGGAGAACAUCAAGCUCAGAAAAUAAGGGGCGAAUGCACGAAGAUGCUGGAUGAGAACGAAAGCUUGAAGCUGCAGCUCCAGCAGACCAAACAGGCCUGCAUCGGCCUGCGGACUUCAGCUCCGGGCAACACGGCUUUGAGGAACCCAUUAAGUCUGGGCCCACCUAAUCCCUUUGGCACCUUUCCAAGAAAUUUGGGGAAUACAGGAGGUCUCGGAAAUCCUGUAGGAAGCUCUAAUGUCUUCAGCAGUCCAAGCCUAUGGGGGAGACCAAGUUCACCGGCUCAGCCGAGUUCUGGAUCUCAGCGAAAUUUAAACACGGCUGAACAAAAUAAAUUCCAGGAGAUCUUGAAGGCUGCUGCAGAGACUGGAAAGUUGUCAAAUUUAGCACCAGUAAAUCCAGCGGGACAGCCCAAGUAA
Messenger RNA from Pantherophis guttatus, 1515 nucleotides. The record is from RefSeq and is a predicted model, not a curated record. Lineage: Eukaryota; Metazoa; Chordata; Lepidosauria; Squamata; Colubridae.